Messenger RNA from Setaria italica (foxtail millet), 2044 nucleotides. RefSeq names its product 4-coumarate--CoA ligase-like 1. Gene Ontology annotation, molecular function: CoA-ligase activity. The record is from RefSeq and is a predicted model, not a curated record. The transcript has 6 exons. The coding region runs from base 127 to 1767 and encodes 546 amino acids. NCBI's taxonomy places the organism in Eukaryota, Viridiplantae, Streptophyta, Magnoliopsida, Poales, Poaceae.
GUAGUAGAGGCGACAAGACAAAGCGGAGGCACACCACCUCCACGCACACGCCACUCUCUUCUUCCAGCGAUUUGCACGAGCAACUCGGGCGCAACACAACACAAGAACGCGACCGCGCAAGAGACAAUGGCCGGAACGGCGGCGCCGGCCGCGGGCUACGGCGCGGACGGCGUGUACCGCUCCCCGCGCCCGGCGGUGCGCAUCGACUCCAACCCGGGGCUCUCCCUCACCGACCUCCUCUUCCGCCGCGCCGACGCGUGCCCCUCCGCGCUCGCGCUGGCCGACGCCGCUUCCGGCCAAACCCUCACCUUCGCCGCCUUCCGCUCCGCAGUCCUCACCACGGCCGUCGCUCUCGCCUCGCGAGCGGGCGUCCGACCCGGCGACGUCGUCCUCCUCCUCGCCCCCAACUGCGUCCUCUACCCCGUCUGCUUCUUCGCCGUCACCGCCCUCGGUGCCGUCGCCACCACGGCCAACCCCCUCUAUACCCCAAGGGAGAUCGCCAAGCAGGCCACCGACGCCCGGGCCAAGCUCGCCAUCACGGUGUCCGAACUCCUUCCCAAAAUCGCGGAGCUCCGCCUCCCCGCCAUCCUGCUCGACGGCGACGCAGCCAGCGCCACCGCUUCCAGCGUCACGCUCUACUCCGACCUCAUUGCUGGGGCGCAGGAGAAGGAGUACCGCCGCCCGCCGAUAAAGCAGAGCGACACGGCCGCGCUGCUCUACUCGUCCGGCACGACGGGGGCGAGCAAGGGCGUCAUCCUGACGCACCGCAACUUCAUCUCGGCGGCGGCCAUGGUGACAGCAGAUCAAGACGAGCACGGAGAGGGCCCCAACGUGUUCCUCUGCUUCCUACCCAUGUUCCACAUCUUCGGCUUGUCCGUCAUCACGUUCGCGCAGAUGCAACGCGGCAACGCCAUCGUCGUGAUGUCGCGGUUCGACAUGGACUCUGUAAUGGCCGCCGUGGAGAGGUACCGUGUCACGUACCUCUUCUGCGUGCCUCCGGUCAUGAUCGCGCUCGCCAAGCUCGGGAGGGCAGGGAAGUACGACCUCAGCUCGCUCAAGUUCAUCGGCUCCGGCGCAGCGCCGCUCGGCAAGGACUUGAUGGAGGUCGUGGCCAGGAACUUUCCGGGCACCGUGAUUGCCCAGGGUUACGGAAUGACUGAAACUAGUGGGAUCAUAUCUUUAGAGUACCCAGAAAAUGGACAAGCUCGUCAAUUUGGGUCAACCGGAUCACUUGUCUCAGGAGUUGAAGCAAAGAUUGUAGAUAUAGAAACAUUGAAAUGUAUGCCACCGAAUCAACUGGGAGAAAUUUGUGUUCGAGGACCGAACAUAAUGCAAGGGUAUUUCAACAAUGUGCAAGCUACUGAAUUUACAAUCAAGGAAGGGUGGUUGCAUACUGGUGAUAUUGGGUACUUUGAUGAAGGAGGUCAGCUUUAUGUAGUUGAUAGACUCAAAGAGCUGAUUAAGUACAAAGGUUUCCAGAUUGCACCAGCUGAGCUUGAAGGACUACUUCUGUCUCAUCCGGAAAUUCUGGAUGCUGUUGUUAUUCCGUUUCCUGAUGCCAAAGCUGGGGAAGUUCCUAUUGCCUAUGUCGUGCGUUCCCCUGUUAGUUCAUUGACAGAAGUUGAUGUCCAGAAAUUUAUUGAGAAGCAGGUUGCAUACUACAAAAAAUUGAAGAGGGUUACCUUUGUGGACAGUGUACCGAAGUCUGCUUCAGGAAAGAUUUUGAGGAGAGAACUCAUAGCAAAAGUCAGAUCGUCGAAGCUAUAGCAAAUCCACUUCUAAUCUGUUUCAGAAGAUUGGUUGCCUUCUAGCUACUAGAUUGGAAAUUUGUGGAUUGAGCGGUAAGGUUUACAUGUUACUGAGUGGGGCUUAUGAAACAUAACAUUCAGUUUUAUACAUCAGACGCUGAUACAUUAUGUAUAUGUGGCACAUACAGAUAUAUUGUUCCAAGUUGGCCCCAAUCCUAAUCACCAUGUUGUUCUGUCAAAUACUGGGCCUUGCUACAAAGGCCUAAUUUCCAUUUCAAUACAGUAAUUGCAAACUA